Fraxinus pennsylvanica is the source of this 1179-nucleotide messenger RNA. The record is from the annotation of a GenBank genome assembly. Lineage: Eukaryota; Viridiplantae; Streptophyta; Magnoliopsida; Lamiales; Oleaceae.
AUGGAGCGAGCAAAUACGUUUAAUGAUAAUGAGCAUGUUAUUGACAUAACUAAUCGCAGUGAUGCUUCCUCGUCUAGCACGUCUGAUGAGCAGCGAUCCAACGGCUUGGAGCAGCAGAGGAGUGAAGAUCAGGGUUCUACUAGUGCGAGGGUUCAGGUUUAUCAACCUCCACUUUUUUCUGGUAGUGGAUCAAACUCGAGGAGCGCACCACUUAUUCGGAGAGGAAAUAGCCGCCGCCGAAGGAGUCCCUUAAAUUCCGGUUUAUGGAUAUCUUUUUUGCUAGUAUUAACAGUGAGUCAAAUUAUUGCCGCGAUUGUUGUCUUGUCUUUGUCAAAGCACGAGCAUCCACAUGCUCCAUUGAAGGAGUGGAUUGUGGGUUAUGCAUUGGGUUGUGUAGGAAUUCUUCCUCUUUUAUAUUGGCGUUUCCGACAUCGAAACCAGGGUUCAGACCAGGAUACAACUCAUCGUCGUCACGAUUCUUCUCAGAACGGCUAUUCCGCAAUUUCUUCAACUAGAAUAGUUUUGGAGCGGGAAGAUCGUUGGGCCACUGGUACUGCAUCUAGAGGCGGCCAAAAUGUAGGAAUACCAAAUUCAAGACUCAAAGCCCUGGUGGAGUACUUCAAGAUGGCUUUAGAUUGCUUCUUUGCCGUUUGGUUUGUAGUCGGCAAUGUGUGGGUUUUCGGAGGUCACGCGUCAUCUGCUGAAGCUCCCAACUUGUACAGGUUAUGUAUAGUUUUUCUUACCUUGAGUUGUAUUGGCUACGCUAUGCCCUUUAUUUUGUGUGCGGCAAUCUGCUGCUGCCUGCCUUGUCUAAUUUCAAUCCUCGGCAUCAGAGAGGAUUUGAUUCAUUAUCGAGGGGCCACUCAAGAAUUAAUUAAUUCUCUGCCAACUUAUAAGUUUAAGGUGAUGAACAAGAAUAGCAGUGACAAGGAGUGUAACCCAGAUGCAGAUGAAGGUGGGAUAGUGGCUGCUGGAACCCAAAAAGAGCGUUUGAUAUCAGGAGAGGAUGCGAUUUGCUGCAUUUGCUUGGCGAAAUACUUGAACAAUGACGACCUGAGGGAGUUGCCUUGCUCGCAUCUCUUUCACAGGGAGUGUGUAGACAAGUGGUUGAAGAUCAACGCCUCCUGUCCACUUUGCAAAGCUGAGGUUGACGAAGAUCAUAUUGAGUCCACCGACUGA